Nycticebus coucang (slow loris) is the source of this 6001-nucleotide messenger RNA. It is a transcript of the gene TRIM35, whose product is annotated as tripartite motif containing 35. Lineage: Eukaryota; Metazoa; Chordata; Mammalia; Primates; Lorisidae. Gene Ontology annotation, molecular function: zinc ion binding; protein binding. The record is from RefSeq and is a predicted model, not a curated record. The transcript has 6 exons. The coding region runs from base 35 to 1552 and encodes 505 amino acids. Gene Ontology annotation, biological process: innate immune response; positive regulation of apoptotic process.
CUGCGGGCGCGCCGCUCUCGGCGGAUGAGGGGUGAUGCAGGUACCCCUUUCCGCGCUGGAGUCUGUGGCGGAUACUAUGGAGCCGACCCCGGAUGUGUCUCCUGGGCCUUCCCGAUCUUUCAAGGAGGAGCUGCUGUGUGCCGUGUGCUACGACCCCUUCCGCGACGCGGUGACUCUGCACUGCGGCCACAACUUCUGCCGCGAGUGCGUGAGCCGCUGCUGGGAGGUGCAGGUGGUGCCGGCCUGCCCGGUGUGCAAGGACCGUGCGUCGCCGUCCGACCUGCGCACGAACCACACCCUUAACAAUCUGGUGGAGAAACUGCUGCACGAGGAGGCCGAGGGCGCGCACUGGACCGGACGCCACUCCCCGCGCCUCUGCCGCCCGCACCGCGGCCAGUUGAGCCUCUUCUGCCUCGAGGACAAGGAGCUGCUGUGUUGUUCGUGCCAGGCCGACCCGCGGCACCAGGGCCACCGCGUGCAGCCAGUGAAGGACACUGCCCUCGAUUUUCGGGCCAAGUGCAGGAACAUGGAGCAUGCGCUGCGGGAGAAGGCCAAGGCCUUUUGGGCCAUGCGGCGUUCCUAUGAGGCAGUUGCCAAGCACAAUCAGGUGGAGGCUGCCUGGCUGGAAAGUCGCAUCCGGCAGGAGUUUGGCAAACUGCGUGAGUUCCUGAGAGUGGAGGAGCAGGCCAUUCUGGACGCCAUGGCCCUCGAGACCAGGCAGAAGCAGCUUCUGGCUGAGGAGAAGAUGAAGCAGCUCAGAGAGGAGACGGAGGCGCUGGCCCAUGAGAUUAAGCGUCUGCAGAUGGAGAUGAAGGAAGAUGAUGUUUCUUUUCUCAUGAAACACAAGAGCCGAAAACGCCGACUCUUAUGUACCUCGGAGCCGGAGCCUGUGCAGCCCGACAUGCUCAUUGAUGUCUGCAAGUAUCUGGGCUCCCUGCAGUACCGUGUCUGGAAAAAGAUGGUCACGUCCGUCGAAUGUGUGCCCUUCAGCUUGGAUCCCAACACGGCGGCCGGCUGGCUGUCCGUGUCUGAUGACCUCGCCAGCGUCACCAACCACGGCUACCGCGUGCAGGUGGAGAACCCGGAGCGCUUCUCCUCGGCGCCCUGCCUGCUGGGCUCCCGCGUCUUCUCGCAGGGCUCCCACACCUGGGAGGUGGCGCUGGGGGGGCUGCCGAGCUGGCGAGUGGGCGUGAUGCGCAUCCGGCAGGACUCGGAGAGCCACUCACACAGCUGUUACCACGACACGCGCUCGGGCUUCUGGUACAUGUGCCGCACACAGGGUGUGGAGGGGGACCACUGCGUGACCUCGGACCCCACCUCGUCGCCGCUGGUCCUGCCCAUCCCGCGCCGCCUGCGCGUGGAGCUGGAGUGCGAGGAGGGCGAGCUGUCCUUCUAUGACACCGAGCGCCAGUGCCACCUGUACACAUUCCACGCCUGCUUCGGGCCCGUGCGGCCCUACUUCUACCUGGGCGGCAUGCGCGGGGAAGGGCCCCUGGAGCCCCUGCGCAUCUGCCCUCUGCGUGUCAGCGUCAAGGAGGAACUGGACAGCUGAGCCCCUGGCGCGCCCUUGUGCCACCACCUGUUUCUUCUGCCCCUUCCCGAGGCCCACAGUGCUCUGGGCACUGCUCUUCCCGGCCUCCUUGCCGGGGUCUUCCUCCUAUCCUAGCUGGUCAUUUCCAGCGACUCCAGCCUCUGGCCUCUUUCUCUGGUCGCUUCUCUGCCGGCUAUAGAGCCAUCCAGGAGGCCCCUGGUUGGGCUGCACUCUCUCCACAAGUCCUGGCACCUUCAGGAUACGAUUUUUCUGAAUCCUUAUUGCAGGAUUUCCAGGGAUAAUGUUUGCUUCCAGAAUGGGACUGUUUUAAAAUGCAGGUUUUAUUGUUAUCCCGGUAUGGUGAGACCAGCCGAUCUGAAGAGGACUGCCAUGUUUCUCACAGUUCCCUGGAGGAGGGGGAAGGCCAGGAAAGCACCCAGUUGGUCAGGAGGUGGCAGUGAGGAGCAUGUGGGCCAGAGCUGUACUGUGAUAGUCUCAGGAAGGAGCGGCAGGGCAGGGUGGACAGCUCAGGAUGGACUGAUUGUCUGAUACUGGCCUGGAGCGUGAUUACGAGAGGUGGUGGGGUACGGCUUUGGCUGGCUUGGCCUGCUGCCGCCUAGGUGUUUGCUGUCCUACCCAGGGGCUAGUCUGGGAGGGGCAGGUCCUCCAGUGCCAGAGCAUCAGGAAUACAGUAAGGAAGAAAAUGCAGUGACUAUGGGGCUGUCCACAGCCGCGGACAGGGCUCAGGGCUCAGCUUGUCUUUUACUUUAUGUCAGUAUUUUAAGACCUUGCGAUGGGUCCUCCAUUCCCAUUGGAUCAGCUCUGAUUUAUGUUUAUAGUUCUUGGAUGAUUUCCUCUGAACAGAGAGUUCUAGAGCACUUAAAAACAAUUUUUUUUAAAACAGUGAUGUCCGCCUUAUUCCCCCUCUGGGCCUCAGAUUCCUCCCUGGUACAUGAGCUGGGAGGGCAAGGACGGCCUUCUGUAAUUACUACGGUUAAUGCUCACAGUCUGACAAAGGAAGGAAGAGAGGGCCCUUUUCAGCGAGGAGGAAAGGAAAGGGAUGUGCUUGCGGGAGGCACAGUUGUUGUGGCCCUAGACACUGUGGGAGAGGCGAGACAGGCAGGUGUCGCCCGGGGGCCUUGCCACUUUCUCAUCUCUUCAACCUGCUCCGUCUUGCUUCUGCUCCUUGCAUUUUCAUCCCAAAUUUCUCCUUCCUCCCCUGUGCCUGCAGACUCCAUAUCUGUGCUUGUUUGCUCUCACACGUGCCUCCAGAGAGUAUUUAAUUUUCAAAUCACUGUGGUAAAAAGAAAUAUUUUCCCAUUAGAGCAGUGUUAAAAUUGCAGCACAUUCCUGGCCAAAGUCUCAGGGUCCCACCUCCUGCCUGUACCCCCAGUUCACAAUAGACAUAUAAAACAAAUUAUGGCUCAUACUUGUUAAUUGGUGAUAAAUGUGUCCUUACCUUGGUUGCAAAACAAGUAGGACCAGGGAGGAAAUGCCACCAUGUGAAGGGGGUGGGGCUGGGAGUGGUGAGGCUGUUGGCCCAGGAGCACAUAUGCUGGGGGGAAGAUCCUUCAGAUACUUUGGUAGCCACAGGUGUGGGCACUCUCUGCUACAAAGUAUCCAGCCCAUCAAAUAGAAUGUCUUUAUAAUAAACUUGACCUGAAAUUAUUUGGUCAAUUAUGGUAAACUUUUUGUUUUUUAACUUGGGUCAUGGUAUGCAUAUAAUAAAGUUUUAAAAUUUUUUCUUAUUUUUACCUUAGAUGUUAGAAAAGGUUCUUUUUUUCUGAAACAGGAUAAUUUAAAUAGCCUAGGCCUCUUUAUUAAAAAAAAAAAAGAUAUUUGAGCUAAAACCCUUUAUGCCUUUUGACAUUUUCCUUUGAGUGUUUGUAUAAACAGAAGUUCUUCCGUGUUGUAGCAGGUGUUUGCCUUUAUUCUGUUCUAUUGUUGGGUAAUGUUCCAUUGUGUGGGUGAUAUACAGUGUUACCUUUUAUAUAUCUGUUGGGCAGUUGAUGGACAUUUGGGUUGUUUCUGUGUUUCAACUAUUGCGAAUAUUGUUGCUACGAACAUUCAUGUACAAGUUUUUGUAUGAACAUGUGUUUUCAGUUCUUUUUGGUGCACAUGUAGGUUUGCUGAAUCAUACGGUAACUGCUGAACUCCUUGAGGAGCUGCCAAGCUGAUUUCCAGCGCAGCUGCAGCAUUUUACAUUCCCGUGAGCUGGGUGUGAGUGUUCUGAUUUACAUUCCCGUGAGCUGGGUGUGAGUGUUCUGAUUGCCCCACGUCCUUGUCAGCACUUGUUAUUUUCUGCCUUUUAACUUAGCCAUCCCCGGGCGGGGGGUGAAGUAGUAUCUCACUGCGGUUUUGAUUUGCAUUUCCCCGAUGGCUGAUGGUACCAAGCAUCUUUUCUUGUGCUUAUUGGCCAUUGGUAUAUCUUCUCAGGAGGACUGUUUUUAAUACCUUUGCUCAUUUUUCAUGGGGUUGUCUUUAUUAUUAGAGUUGUAAGAAUUCUUAUAUAUUCUAGAUAUUUGUCCCUUUAUCAAACAUGUGAUUUAUAAAACAAUUCUCCCAUUCUGUAAGCUAUUUCUUGAUGCUGUUUUUUUAAACACUAAAGUUUUUAAUUUUGACAAUGUCCAGUUUUUAUUUUUCUUUUGUUGUUUAUAUGUCUUAGAAAUCUUACUUUCAACACUGCCCUUAAGUUCAUAUAUUCUAGUUAAUUUCUGGGCUUUGGCUCAGGGAUGGGGCAGUCACUCUGUUGGCAGGAAGCCCUAGUCUAAGAGUCUGUUCGUUCUUCCUUAAACCCCCUCCUGCCCUCGCCGUCCACCCAGCCCAUCUCAUGCCCCUUCUCAUUGCUGGAUUGGGCAUAGGAGCAGCUCACCAGCAGCUCCCAGUCUCUAGUCCCAUCUGCUGCUGACUCCCAUGUACUGCAGCCAGAUGCCCCAUCCACCUGCCCCCCCAGGGACGCUGCUUCUGCCCUGCCAUGGUGCGUUCCUCCAGGACAGCUCUCAUAGUUGUCCUGCCCUGCAUUCCUCCAGGACAGCUCUCACGGUUGUCCCCCCCAGCUCUGUCUUUGUUCCUAUAGUUUCCUGACUUCCAUCACACGUGCCGUUCCAGUCAGUCCAGGGUCUAGGGGACUGUUGUCAUCAGAACAUCCUGACAUCAGUCACUCUGGCUUCUGGGCAGAUUGGCUCUACCACUUUCAUGCCACAUCCCCUUGGGCUCCCUCUUCACCUGCCCUCUUCAUCUGCUCCUUCACCGCGCCUCCGAAGGUGUGCUAUCAUGUGCUGAGCCAUGGAGCAGGAGCACGCCAGGGCCCCUCUCUGACCUCCUGGCUCCCUUCACUUCCACGUCGGCCACCAGUUAUUAGCUGGUCAGGAUUCCGUGCUCAAGAGCCCUUCCUUUCUUCCUUCCUCUUGCUGGGGGAGGAUGAAAUUUCUCUCAGCGAUUUGGCGGUGGGUUCAAUAUCACAACAAUGGGAGUCUUUCACAGUCCAUGUGGUUCAAGAUGGGGCCGUGGCAGGGAGUCUCCCAGCUCCUCAGGUUGACAUGCCAGAGCCCUCCCCCUCGAUGCUGCCACUGUUGUCAACAUUGUUACACACAGCCUUCACGGGCACAUUCCCCUUGUCCCCAGCCUGCAAUGUCUGGUGCCUCCCAUCCUCCUCCUCGUCUAGCUGGUUCCCCUGACUGCUGUACAUCAUCCAUCCUGCUGGUCACAGUCCUCACUGUCUCCUCCACAUAGAGGAGGGGGCAGGGACCGAACUGUCUUCCCUCUUUAGUCCCAGAUCCAGAGGUGUCAUAUUUAGGACUCUAAUAAGUGACCACCGAGGCUGUGCCUAGUUGGAGAUGUGCCCUGCAGGUCAGAGGGCCUGUCCUUGAAGGCUCCACUCGUCAGGGAGGAGAAAAUGGCUUGAAACCUGAAAUCCAGAUUCUUGGAUCCAGAUACCAGCUUCGUGAUGACGAGCUACCCAAGCCUCCAUGGAGUGAGGGCUGUAGUAUCUACCUCAGAUAAUUUCUGGUAAAAAUGCCAAGCGUUAUGUCCCAAACCUACUGUGGGAUUAAUACAUUCUGGCCUGUUACUCAGAAAAUCGGAGAUUCUGAAUGUUGAAUUUCUGAUUAACAAUAAUGACGCGCCCCAAAGAAAGGCGAGAAAUUGAGAAAUAUAAGUUAUUUAUGUUGGGCACGCUCAGAAUUCUUCAGGUUUUUAACAGGAAUGUGUAUAGAAAACUAAACAUUUAUGGGAAAUUUUGGUAACGCGAGAGAAUGGUUUUGUUGUAAUAACUGAGAAUAAUAGUUGGAAGUUACAGGCACAGACGUGAAACAUAGGGAAAGGUGAGCAGCUGCUUGUCCUCAACUAGUGUUGUUGGAUAAGAUAAUCUGUUUACCUGGCUGUGAACCCAAGGGAAAAAAUAUACGAGAACAAUCUCUUUUCCUCCUGCACGAACACUCAACUUCCCUCCUUGUAGGCGACCCGUAGCAC